AUGAUGUUCAAGACUGUCUUCUUUGCUAUUGCUGCCGCCCUUGUUGGCUCCGUCACCGCUCUCCCGACCCCAGACAGGGAAGUCCGCUUUGCCGUUCGGGAUGUCCAAGUCAUUGGCGUUCGCUCCAUCCCCGUCCAAGCUCCUGAACUGAUUGUCCGUGGCGAGUACAUGAUCCCCGUCGAGAAGCGACAGAUCCCAGAAGAGGUUCCAGUUCGAGCCACCAAUGGUCAAAUCACGGCUAUCAAGCGUCAGACCGCAGAGGAGGAUCCCGUUACCACCGAUAAUAAUGGCAACGUGAUUCCGUACGUCAAGCGUGAGCCUCAAGGAAACAUCCCCGCCGAAAUUGCCGUUACCACCGACGGUUCGGGUAACAUUAUCCCAUACGGCAAGGUCAAGCGUGAGGCAGAGCCCCAAAAGUUUAUCCCUCUCGAACUCGCUGUGAGGACCGAUGAAUUCGGAAACAUUGUCCCUUAUUAG
Molecule: messenger RNA, 477 nt
Organism: Serendipita indica DSM 11827
Lineage: Eukaryota; Fungi; Basidiomycota; Agaricomycetes; Sebacinales; Serendipitaceae
Source: the annotation of a GenBank genome assembly